GUGACGAACUUCCUGGUCACACUUUCUCGUAGGUCCCAUCGUCCCCGUAUAAUUAAUGGAUACGUGUUUGCUCCCACAGUCAACAGGGAGGACGUGGUCUGAAAGCGUAGACACAGACUCAAAAUGAGAAGAAAGAGCAAAUUAUCUGCCUGGAGAAAGCUGUCACACAGCUAGCAUGGUCGGAGCCAGAUAAGAAGAGUAGGCUAACUACAAAUGCUAUUUAUGUUCCGCCUAGCCCAAGGACGUACGAGGAAGGCAAACACAGGCGAGACUGGGGACGAGGUGCAGGAUCUUGAUGGCAUUUGCCAGAGCCAGGAAAAGGGCUGUUGAAAACCUAAAGAUAUGAGCUGGGAACACGUUUGGAUAUCAUGUCUUGACUACAAAAUACGUAUUAUCCGCGGAUAAACUGCAGCGGCACGUCAGAAAUAAAGGCCUCUGAUGGAGGACUGUGCUCUUUAAUCCAGCCAGAAACCUCCCUGACAGGCAGCGACAAGCUACGGCAAAGGGUGAGGUAAUCAGGGGGGUAAACUUGGCUAAAUAUUAACGCGAAAUGUAUCAAAGGCUAAACUAAUGUUGCGAAAUCGCUGAAUUUCCCUUUGCUCCUGCGGAGAAUGGCUCAGUCAAAACAUCGCCGAACAGCUGUGAUAACGUUUGUUCCAGUCCUUCAGUUUUUCUUCCUGUCUUUUUCUGUUCAACAGGACGCUUUAUUCACAAUUGCAGGGAUUUAUGGGAUCACAAGUUUCCUCUGAUGAGAUGAGUGUGCGUGCUGGCCAGGGCAGUGAUGAGGUGCUGGUUUCACAGGCGGUGUGGGAUUACCUGGCUGCAGCUGGGCGGCCCUGGCUCAUUGACUUCCAGCACAAGCAGGGGAUGAGCGCUGGUAUCAUUAGGCGAGGAGAGAGGGGGGGCUGCUGCGCUGUGAGGCUGCAGCCGGUGGAAAGCUCCAGGAACGGUGGAGCUGUGGUGAUGGAUGGACCCAUCUCCAGCGAGACAAGAAAAGCCUUCUUUGACUUAUGCCGCUGUGCCCGCAAAGAAAUGAGCAAACAGGACGGGGGACCCAAGAGGAAGAGGACUCUUCUUCCCUUUGUGGGAGUCCUGGAGUCAAACGGAGAGGGGAGCCUGCUUCAGCCUCCACCUCCCCAGCCCCGGCGCUCCCAGAGACAGCAGCAGAGGUUCAGGAAGCCUGCUGAUGAGGAGGCCUAUGCCAUGCUCCACGAGGCAGCCCAGAGGAAGGACAUGGACUCCAGCUUGGCUUCCAAUAGUGAGGCGGAGGACAACAGUACUUGUUCAAUCUGCAUGGGGGACAUAGUGGAGAAGACUACCUUGGAGAGGUGUGGCCAUUCAUUCUGUCACUCUUGCCUUGAUCAAGCCUUUAAGGUGAAGAAAGCGUGUCCUGUGUGUCGGCUAGUGUAUGGCCUGUUGAUUGGGAACCAGCCUGCUAAUGGUACAAUGAUCGUAGAGCGAGAUCCUGAUCUGGAGCUUCCUGGCCAUGAAGGCUAUGGGUGUAUCUGCAUCAUCUACAGCUUCCCUCCUGGCCUACAGGCGCCAGAACACCCCAACCCAGGUGUUCGGUACCCAGGAACAGACCGUGUGGCCUACCUCCCUGACAGCCCUGAGGGGAACCGUGUGCUGGGCCUGCUGCGCCGGGCCUUCGAACAGCGCCUUAUCUUCACCAUCGGUACCUCCAUGACUACGGGCAUGCAAAAUGUCAUCACCUGGAAUGACAUUCACCACAAGACCUCAAUAUGGGGCGGGCCCCGCUGUUUUGGCUACCCAGACCCUACUUACCUGGUACGAGUGACAGAGGAGCUCAGAGAGAAAGGCAUCACGGCGGACUGACAGCAUGAAAAAUGACUCUUCCAAGACUUUGUAGGACUUUCCGAGUGUCCUUGUGGUGGACAUGACUCGGCUCCAGGUUGUGCUCUGAAACUGCCCGUCCCUUAAAGGACGGCUGAAGACAAGGCCCUCAGCAGACACGCUCUAAUGCUGCAGUAGAGCCCACUUCACUCCACUACUUAUUCCUCUGUUUGUUCAUUUUUUUCUUCCAUAGUUCAGCUUAACCCAGUGCUACAUGUGGAAGAAAACACUAUGAGUGCAGUGCAUUCUUGUAUUCGACAAUCCUCUACUUGUCACUGUUGGCAACAGGGCCCAUAUCUGAUGCACUUAUUUAAGAGCAUUGUGGCAAGUUGCAAUUCAUGGUACUUAUAUAUUAUUUAGGAAAUCUAACUUAAAUGUUAUAAAGACAGUUUUUGUUAUAUUAAUGUUUAUUUCUACUCUGGGGGAUUACUUUAUUUCUUACAAGCACACGUUCUUUGUUUUAUCUCCUCAGAAGCAUUUAAGUAUGUCUUGAUUGUUACUAAUUACCUGUUGGGUACUUGGGUUAUAUGGCAGAAUAGCACUGCUUCAAUAGAAAUAAUUCAUUUUCAGAAGUUAUUUCUGAAAGUUAUAUCUAAAGCACUCACAGGCACUUUUGUCUUCUUUUCUUUCUCAGUGAAGUCAGAGUCAUGGUUUUUGCUUCCUCUGUGUGGAAGAGUGCUCAGAGCAAACAGGUUCGUGCAGCUAUCAGCUAUUAGCAUGGUGGCUACAAGUUGAUGUCAAUUGCUUGGAACUCUUCAUUUGCGUAGGAUGUUCAUUUUCCCCCUCCAUUUUUACUUAAAUAGGAAGAAUGUUAAACUAUGUCUUUCUUCAGCACCUUUUCUAAUUUCUUUAGAAAUUUGUUGUUUGCCAUCACUCACUCCUGUUAUUUCAAGAUGUCUCCCAGGUGUUGAGCCCAUUACCUCAGUUGUUGGUAAUGAGCUCAUCUAAUUACCAGAUUUAUGACGAUGUCAAAUAUAAAAGGGCAUAUAGACCACUUAAACCAAAUCAAAGGCACAAAAGCUCUUUAAAUAUCUAUGCCUCUGUCCCUGUCAAAUUUGGAGAUUUGCCUGCUAAUCUUCUCAUUUAAAAUUAGUUCACUGUUGUAAAUUUCUUUAUCUAAAUAGAUAAUCUACGAUACACAGUGAAAAAAAUAACUAAAGAAAAUGUUGCGGGAACAAUUGAUCUGAUUUAGGGUGGGGGUAAUGAUCUUAUUUUGUUGUGCCUUUUCUUAUAUUCACUUUUGAUAAAAAAUCAAGCAUGAUGUUACUAAUGAAUGGUAAGCAGUUUAGGCGUAUUUUGUUGUUACUUGUUAGGUAAAGAGCAUUAUGUUUGUAGUUAUACUAUCUGGCUUUAAGUACAAAUACUACACAUUUCAUUAAAAUAUGUAUACUAAUGCGUAUAAAAUGAUCUCCUUCAUAAACAUUCAUGUAGUCCAAAUGCUGAAAAAAGCCCUCUGACUGAUGAAGCUGUAUGUGUGAAAGUGCUUUGCUAAGUGCAGUAACCUGCUUGGCUAGUGGUACAUUUGUCAUUAAUUUGUCAGGUCAGAUCCAUAUAUCAAUUACCAUUUUUUAUGUUUUCAUCCCCUUUGUAUUUUAGUUAAGGGACCAACUGAAAUAUUUUGGGACACAGGAUUGUAGUUCACUAAAGCUACUGUGCAAACAUUUCUAUGCAUUACAUGACUGAGGAGGAGCCAGGAGAAUAGUUGGAAAGAUUACACAUAUUACAAAUUGAUUGUUAAGAAAAAGUUGGGUGUUUUGCUUUUCUAAUUGUGUUGAUUCGUACUUUGUUGAUAUUCAGAAUAAUGUGCUUUACAUUUUAAUACUUGAAUAAAAAGUUAUGUUUGG
Molecule: messenger RNA, 3698 nt
Organism: Perca fluviatilis (European perch)
Lineage: Eukaryota; Metazoa; Chordata; Actinopteri; Perciformes; Percidae
Gene: dtx3
Product: deltex E3 ubiquitin ligase 3
Exons: 4
Coding region: 727-1836 (369 amino acids)
Biological process (GO): protein ubiquitination; Notch signaling pathway
Source: RefSeq, a predicted model, not a curated record